Molecule: messenger RNA, 1113 nt
Organism: Candidozyma duobushaemuli
Lineage: Eukaryota; Fungi; Ascomycota; Pichiomycetes; Serinales; Metschnikowiaceae
Exons: 1
Coding region: 1-1113 (370 amino acids)
Source: RefSeq, a predicted model, not a curated record
AUGGCAUCUCCCAUAUUGAUCUCGAACCCACCACCGGGAUUCUCACUUUUGGCAAUCCUAAGAGGGUUUCAGUUGGCAAUACUAGGUGCUUACCGAACUCUUCAGAACCCUUCGCUCCUUACUCAAAAGUACUAUCGCCAGUCUUUAAUAGCUAUUCAAGCGUCGCUUGUGAUCCAGGGUCUCAUAUGGUCACCAAUCAUUUUACUUCGAGUGUUGGUGAAAGUCGCUGCAUUGGCCACGAAAUCUAAAGGUCUUGAUCACGUUGUGGCUAGUUUGAAGUCAUUCCAGUUCAAUGUGCUUAACAUUUCUGUUUUCUUGAUCUCAGGGUCCAGAUACUUCAACAAACAGUUGGAUGACCUAUUCUUGCAAAGCUUGCAAUUUGUUGACCAGGUUCGUAAGGCCAAGCAUCCCGAAACGGAACGUGUUUACCAUGAAAAUCUUGUUGCUCUCAGCACUGAUGAAAGAAUUACUGAUAACCGGCCUACAUUUGACAGCAUCAAGAAGAAAUGGGCUACUUCUCAAGAAUUCUCGACAUUCAUGCGCAGACACAUUAAUCGGACUCUCAUGAGUGUUGGCGCCUAUUUUGUGAGUAAAAUACCCUUCUUCGGGUCCGUCAUCCUCGGUCUUAUUUCAUUUCUGAACUUGGAUGGCAAGAUCGGCACUGUCAAUGCAGCUGUCAUAUUCGGUUUACUUCAACUCAUACCAAAACGUUGGGCAGUGUUAUUCCUCACGACGUACUGGGGUUCAAGAAGUAUGCUUCACGACUUGUUGGCUCCCUACUUCUCGCGAGUCCGGUUCACCAAAUCCGAGAAAGAUCAGUGGAUUAGAUCUAGAGAGGGCCUCCUUUUUGGCUUUGGAUUGUGCCAUUAUCUUCUCAUUCGCAGAGCACCUUGGAUUGGUCUCUUGCUCUACGGUUUUGCAGAAUCAUCUGUUGCAUAUCUCGUUACAAAAAUUACAGACCCCCCACCAAAGCAGGUCAGUCAACUCAUAAAGUGGAACUCUUCGCAACUUGUCUGGAACAGAGAGAAGGAGCUCGAUCUUUUGUCUGGACUGUUUGCCGAUAGCGAUGAGGGUUUCCAGCCGGUUCCUGGUUCUUAUAUAUUUCAUCAUUAA